CAAAUUCCAAAUCCACAACUGCAACAAAGCUGCAGCACCAAGCUAAAUCAACUCCCAGUAAUCCAGAGAAUCAGACGAGGCAAGGUCGCACAAAAGCCGACAGUCUAUUGUUUGAAUCAAAAUAUAGGAAAUAAAAAGAGCGACACAAACUCGCCCGCCAAUGAAUACAGCCACAGAGCCGGAGACAUCCUCCCCGCCCUUCCACGAGAGCACCACCACCACCUUGCAAACAGAAUCCCUACAACCCCAAAAAGAAAUUUUUGAACAAUUAAGGACAUAUCCAUUUACAAAGGACCGUGAAUUUGCAACAGGUCUUGCGAUAAUACUCGGACAUCCCGAAACGCCCGCAUCAGAGGGGGAGAUAGCCCGCAAUGAUGAUUUAGUUCUACAGGCGAAGUGUUAUUACUUUACCAGGAAAAAGAACCUUGUAUCACCGCUGGAUAUUGCGACCUUCAAAUCUUGGCUUGAAGAAAGGCCAACACCCUACAAUUCCAUGGGUGAAUCCCAAGAAACCGGCUCUUUCACAGUAUCUGAUGCAUCAUCUUCUGGGCAUACCGAUCAAGUAUCAAACCCCACCUCACAAGAACCAACCUAUCCCACUUCCUUUGCUCAUAUAGUUGAGCUUAUUACCACCGGUCAGCCUAUCCCAGGGAUCCAGGAGAUACCGGAUACUCUUUUGACAGGUCAGGGUGCCCUGAGUGCGAAGCCAAGGAGAUUAAAACCCUGGGAGAAUGAGGGAACUACCUAGGCGUUCUAGGUAUCAAAUCAUCAGAUGAGGCAUGACAACUAUAACAAUGAUUUCCGUGAAGUUGGGCCGCCCACGAACUGUCUAGAAAACCCAGCUUUGUAAAUACAUGGUCAAAGCCUAGUUGUCCUUUCGUUGCACGUCUAAUCUCAAUGUAAAGCACUAUAAAUGGUACUUUGUGAAUCAUAGCUUCUUUCUGGAGCAAGAACUAGUAACAAGACAUGCCUAUCAAGAAUGAACCCCGUAUAUGAAUAUU
Aspergillus versicolor CBS 583.65 is the source of this 1001-nucleotide messenger RNA. Its product is annotated as DUF5572 domain-containing protein. The record is from RefSeq and is a predicted model, not a curated record. The transcript has 2 exons. Lineage: Eukaryota; Fungi; Ascomycota; Eurotiomycetes; Eurotiales; Aspergillaceae. The coding region runs from base 161 to 748 and encodes 195 amino acids.